UUUCUUCAGGCGAGCGCUGACUACGAACGGGAUCCAAGAGGCCAACGCUGCAGCCCGGUUUCAGGAUCCACCAGCCCUCACCAUCAGGAUGGGCUGUACAACAGGCCACCUGGCUUGCCAAACCCAGCCCCAGACCACCUCGGGGGAGGAGGGUCAGUCCCUGGAGGCUGGUGGUGCCAAGGUGCCUGAGGUGCUCUCCUCUCUGGAGCGUCUGUCGCAGGCCACCGGAGGCAUGGAGAAGUCCUGGUACCGCUGCAUCUUCCCCUUUGGAAUCAUCUCUUUGGUGAUCGGUGUAGCAGGAACAGGUGUGACCUACACCUAUAACGACCUGCCACAGACUAAAGUGGUGUCAGUGGUGCUACUUGUCAUGGGUCUUUUGCUGUUGCUGAUGGCCACUGCCUGUUGGACUGUCCACAAGAAGAAGAGAAGGAAAAAGAAAGAGGGAGGUUCGUUCACCUCUGAGCAGUGUCCCCUGUGAAGCACAUGGGGAAAACAGUGAUAGGACCUCGAUAGCAGAGACAUACCCAGGGCUGGGAGCUCAGAGGUUGGCUACGAAGCUGCCACUUCACCUCCUCUCAGCGCCAAAUCCCCUCUAUUCUUUUUCACAGAGUUUGGCUCAGUUCACACUAGAGAGAACUUGGGCUGAGAAAUCAUAGAGAGUGGAAGGACAGAUAGACGAGACACUGAGGAUCUGUUUAGUCUGUAAGGUUUGGACCAUUUCGGAUUGGCAAGGAAGGAUCGCCAGUGCCUCACACGUUCUUUUAUCAUCAGACAGCAGGUGUCCAGUGUCAAAACAAGUUCAGAGGAGACACACAAAUAUGCAUUGCAUACUGCGUGCAUAUUUACAUGGCCCUCGCAGUCCUCACUUACAUAUGCACUAGGAGUAACAGAGGGAGCUCGCGCAGACACCUAACACGCUAUGCAGAGCUGCUGCUGGAGUCAAUGCUGGCGUCACUAGACACGUCAGUCACAGCAUUCUUCCUGCCAGGACAGGUGACUCUCCAAGAGGCCAGAAGUGGGCCAAAGACAGCAACCUGAUACCCGGCCGAAAGAGCAGUUCACCCGCGUCAGCGGCCAGCGUCAUUCACUCGUCCUGUGACACCGCAGCAAUGUGUUGGGGGCUUUUUUUACGCAACGGGAGAGUGGAACUUGAGUCCAGCAGGAUCUUACUGGCAUCUGUGUGGACGAUGAACUGGAGAGGGCAGAGGACCUGCAGGGGAAGUGGAAGGUGUUUGUGUGCGCUCAAAUAAAAAUUCUGGUGAACUGAGAGACUGUUGGACCUUGGACCUCACUCCUAAGGAAUAAAAUAUUUGCACAUAUGACCAUGUCCAUGCCAAGCAAGAGAAACUUUAAGUAAAGCAGCAUACUCCGAAGGGCCUUUUGUAGCUUCGGCUUCACAUUACAAAGGAGUGGGGCACUGACUUUCUGACUGACUGAUUGCCCUCCUGUCAAUAUGCGAGCAUUUACGCCCAGCCUAGCGUCUUUGUAGGGCACCUCAACUCCACAGGCCAGGAUUAUUGAAGGACACUGCCUGAGGGGACAUGCCACUGCAGGGACACUUUGACUGAUCCUGCUCCCCUACAGCCCCUCCCGCUUGGUGCCUUGAGCAAGCACUCAUGGAAAAAGGCUCUGUUGCAUUCCCCCGUUUCCAUUUGAACCCCUGAGAAUUUCCACCCUUGUUCUCUCUCUCCUUUUACCCCAACAGUACCGUCCUCAUCCAUCCCAUAUCCAUCCUGCAUCCCCAGUUUCUGACUUGGUCCCACUCCCAUUCCCCAUUGUCAUAUAGCCCAGGGGGGA
Messenger RNA from Chelmon rostratus (copperband butterflyfish), 1797 nucleotides. Its product is annotated as transmembrane protein 100. NCBI's taxonomy places the organism in Eukaryota, Metazoa, Chordata, Actinopteri, Chaetodontiformes, Chaetodontidae. Gene Ontology annotation, biological process: cellular response to BMP stimulus. The record is from RefSeq and is a predicted model, not a curated record. The coding region runs from base 89 to 478 and encodes 129 amino acids. The transcript has a single exon.